Plasmodium yoelii is the source of this 912-nucleotide messenger RNA. Its product is annotated as fam-a protein. The record is from RefSeq and is a predicted model, not a curated record. NCBI's taxonomy places the organism in Eukaryota, Apicomplexa, Aconoidasida, Haemosporida, Plasmodiidae. Bases 1 to 912 code for a protein of 303 amino acids. The transcript has 6 exons.
AUGAAUAAAGGAUAUAUUAAGAUCGCUUUGGCACUUUUAAGUGUAGCUGGAUAUAUGCAAAAUAUGGCAUUUGCAACCGAAUAUGCUUCAAGCCCCGAUUCUUCAAAUGAAACAAGUAAACAAGUAUUAUAUAAUGACCCUGAAGAAGAUAAACAACAAUCAUCAGUCACCCCUAAAGAAGAAGAAGGUCUAUUAUAUGACGACCGUGAAGAAGCUAUAAAAGCAGCAGAUGUUAUAUCCGAAGCUUUAGCUCAUAUACAUAAACAUAUCGGAAAUUCAAAUGAAUACAAAUUAUAUUCUAAGGAAGAUGAUGGAGCACGUCUAUAUUUUAAGAAAUUCAAAGAUACUGAAAUUGGAAAGCUUGAACUUACAAUCCCCAACCCCGAUAGUUAUGAAGGUAUAGUAAACAUGUUAUGGGAUCCCAAUGGCGCAAAGAACUUCGAUAAUUCAUUCGUUAGAGGAACCAUUCGUCGAAAAUACAAUAAAGAUUUAUUAAUUACACAACAACGUCACAAAAGUGGUUUGAACGCAUGGAAAGGAUAUUAUCAUGCAUUAGCCGGCAAAAUUGAAUUAUCAGAAGACAAAACUAUAAUAGUCUUGGUUUCAUCAGAUAUGAAUGAUCAUGAUGGUGGAGGCAAUAAAGAAUAUAUAAAUCCUAUUGUAGAAAGCGCAAACUCAUUCAAGCCUGAUAUAAAUUCUGAAGCAGAUAUUAGAAAAGGAAAAUUAUCCAAACUGUAUGUUAACUUAGUAUCAUUUUUCAUUAAAAAGGAGCCCGAUUGCGUUAAAAUUAUCUAUCUUAUCUCUGUUGAACCAAAUGCUCCUUGCUAUGUCCCAAAUUGCAUUGUUAGAAAAGCUUUAUACACCAAAGUUUUAGAUAUUGUCAAAUUAAGGGAUAUUUUUAAAAAGGAGUAA